This is a messenger RNA of Rotaria sp. Silwood1, 2346 nucleotides long. Lineage: Eukaryota; Metazoa; Rotifera; Eurotatoria; Philodinida; Philodinidae. The record is from the annotation of a GenBank genome assembly.
AUGACUCGUAUUUUGCUAUUUAUUGAAUUUUUUACUUUAAUUUUUACUGUUAUUAAUGGGACACACUUUCAUGGCGGUACUAUUACUUGGCAUCCCCUAAAUUCAUCAGAUACAGGAUCACCUGUCGCCAUUGUUAUUACCCAAACAUAUUUGUGGACAUGGUCAGUUGCUCUAUGUACGAGUAGUAAUAUUGCUAGUAGUGCUAGCAUAAGUUUCACUCAUUAUUAUCCAAGUACCUCUAGUCAUCUAGAUUGUGCUCUUAAUUGUGCAACAGCUACUGGAUAUGUUGCUCCACCAAUCUUGCCUGAUUGUACUGAUGCUUCUUCAGCACAAGAUACUACUGUUGGUCAACGUUCGGAUAUUGUCUAUGUUCCAAGAAAUGCUGAUUUUACUGUUGCAUUUGCUAGUUCAGCUUGGCGUUCAUUAGUUACUAAUUCUGCAGCUGAUUGGUCCAUUGCAUCACGCAUUGAAUUGACACCCAGAUCUGAUAAUGGUCUGUAUAAUAAUGCACCUAUAGCAACAGUCAUGUCUCCUAUAUAUAUUCCUCAACAUCAACCAACAGCUAUUCAUAUACCUAUAGGUGAUGCAGAUGGAGAUAUAAUGCGGUGUCGAUGGUCAAGUGGUACAACUGAAUGUGGACAUGUUUGUCCACCAGGAUCUUUACCAAGUGGUACAUUAAUCUUUUCGAAUUGUACAAUUAUUAUUACUGGUACUAAUAUAGGAGAUUGGUUUGCUGUUACAGUCAUGGUUGAAGAUUUUAUUAGUUCAUCAAGUACAACACCACUUAGUUCAGUACCUGUUCAAUUUCUUGUUCAUGUUGUUGCACCAUCAUCAUGUUCCACACCACCAGAAGUUUAUGAACUUUCUAAUAAGUCUUGUAUACCAAUUACUGUCGGUCACACGUUUACAUCACAUUUAAUUGCGAUUAACAAUUGUGGUUCUUCUGUUACUAUUAUUGAUAUUUCAACAUUGUCCUUUGCUGGAAUGGUUCAAAGUAGUAUUAUUCAACAAGAUUCAAUGACUUAUUAUAAAACUCUUUCAUGGAUACCAACGACAAGUCAACUUGGAUAUCAAGUUAUGUGUGCCAUGGCUCUUGAUAGUCAAAAUUCACAAUCUGCACAAUAUUGUUUUAAGUUUUAUGUAUCACAAAGUGGUGUUAGUAAUUGUCCUGAACAACCACAACUACAACAACGACGAGCUCAUCCACAACAACAUCAAGUACAACAAGGUAAAAUGAGAUUUCGAUUUUCCAUCAGCUUAGAAGAAAAUGCUUAUUAUUGCAGUACAACAUCAACAUCAACUUCUACAACAUCAAGAUCAACUACAAGUACAACUUCAACAACAACAACAACAUCAACUACAACAUCUACAACAUCAACUAUACCGACAAGUUGGGUAAUCUAUGAAGAAAAUGGUCCAUUUGAAUUAUAUCAUAUUGAUCGAUGUACUGAUCGAGAAUGUCAAUGGACAUGCGCAUCAAUUCCAUCCAACAGCAUACUUUCAAAUAACGUAAAAAAAUAUCUUGUUGAUGGGCUUUUCAAUGAAAAUUCAAAAAAGUCUACAAAUGAUGAUAUAAAAUUAUUUAAGUUACUUACACCUACUACAUCGUAUUCAAGUGAAGAUAAAAAUCGUCUAUCCAUGAUUGAUGUUCAUGCUAAGAAUUUUUUAGCAAUGAAUAAUAAUAAUACUAGAUUAAAACCAGUCGGUUUUAAUCAUGUAUCUGUAACAAAAGUUAAGAAAGUAAACAAAAUGCACAGUAUAUUGAAUCUAGGUAUUCAGUCUCCGAUUCGAAGAUUUGAUGAAAAUGCUGAUUCAUCUGUUCAACGACCGAUCAAUGGUGCAACUGUACAAGUAUCUCGAAUAAAGUCAUCAACAAAGAAAAGACUAGAUACGCUGAAAAAUAAAUCAGUACAACAACAUGAAGAAAAUUCCGUUGUUGAUUCUAUGAAUGUUGUUCGAGUUACUUAUGUACCUUCCCCAUUAACAGAAGUAGAUUCAAUAUCAGUACAAAUUUAUCGUCCACCAAUUAUUGAAAAUACAAGUCGAUUAGAUGAGCAUGUGGAAACUCGAACUUCAAUUGGUUUAUUAAAGAAAAACAAAGACAAAAUUCAUGUAAAACAUAUUCGAUCAACUUAUCGAGCAUCAGUACAUGAACAUCGUCCUUCACAAAUUGAAACAAUCAAGUUAUUCUCCUUAAAUAGUGUUUCGGAACACAAAACAACGUCACAAUUAUCAUCUGUUCGGGUAGAACGUAUUCAAAGAGAAAAAAUCAAAUUGAAAUUGGCAAGGAAUAUUGUUUCAUUUGAAUCGAUUUCGAGACCGGCAGGAAACGAAAAGAAAGAUUAA